AUGGCCGACAACCACUACCACUGGCUCUGGGAGCCGAUUCGCAACAUCAUCGAAAUGCACGACAAGAAGCGCUCCAAGAAGGGCGACAACCGCGUCUUCACUACGUUCACCAUGUCAGUCUUCAUCUUUCGCGAGGGCAGACUCCUUCUGCUGCAGCCGACCGACACGCCCGGUUGGACGGUUCCCAGCAGGUCUGUUCGAAGGCUGGACAACGAAGGGCGUGGCUGCGAGGGCUUGGUCCUGCAGAUGUUCUACGAUGCCAUCCGCACCAAGACGUUGGACCAUAUCCAGUUCAUCGAUCUGGCCAUUCCCGAUGCCACGAAAUCGAUCGCGGAGAUUUCUGCCACCGAGCUGCACAUGAACGUGCUGCUGUCGGUCCCUGAAGAUUUGAGUUUGGAUGGCGAUAGUCUCCCGUACCUACCAGGCCAGUGGCAAGACCUGCAAUGGGCGGAUCACGCCACAGCGGUGUCCCUCGAAAUCGAAAACCCGAAGCGCGAGCGCUUGCGAGCGGCCUUCCACCAGUACACAGCCAUCGCCAACGCCCACAGACGCUUCGCUCAGGGCCACGAUGCCACGCAGCUGUACGCCACCGCCUACAACUCGUGCAAGCUGGCGCGCGAGCUCAAGAAUGUAUGGUACGGUGGCGCCCGCGUCGAUCAUAUCCUCGUGGCCGUCAAGACAAGGGAGCCGGAAGCGGGUCUGUUCCUGAUCUGGAAGAUCGACGACAUCCUAGCCAAGAAGUUCCAUGACGGUACGUACACCAAGGUGGUCGUCGCCUUGGGUUACGAAGGGGGCCAGUAUCCGGAGGAGAGGAUGAAUCUGGUGGGCGAGUUCCAGCGCGGCUCCGGUAUACUGAGGCAGAACAUCGGACUGCAUCUCAUGCUGGAGGAGGAGGUACGAUUGAAGAUCUCGUGGCGGACAUGGAGUCGCACUCUGUACUUCAAAGGCUCUGACUAA
Messenger RNA from Fulvia fulva, 957 nucleotides. RefSeq lists its product as uncharacterized. The record is from RefSeq and is a predicted model, not a curated record. The transcript has a single exon. Lineage: Eukaryota; Fungi; Ascomycota; Dothideomycetes; Mycosphaerellales; Mycosphaerellaceae. Bases 1 to 957 code for a protein of 318 amino acids.